ACUUCUUUUACUGGAUAUCUGCAAAUUAAAAAGGAUAAAAAGAAUUUAAAUCACCAGUGAUGGUAUUUCUAGUGGCAUCACUGAGGUGGUGCUGGCUUUUGUAAGUGUUAGAUCAAUACAUGCUUUUAUAUUUAGCAGCUCCAUUCUAGUGGUGGAAAUGGGAAAGGAACAAGAGGAGAACAUUUUGCAGGACCAAAACUAUACAGAGGAGAGUGUUGAUCAAGAGGAAGAGUCACUAAGGAAAAGGGCAUGGAAAGAAAGCAAGAAGAUGUGGAUGGUAGCAGGCCCUGCCAUAUUUACAAGGUUUUCAUACUUUGGAAUAAUAGUAGUUUGUCAAUUCUUCAUUGGACAUAUUGGUUCCACAGAACUAGCUGCCUAUGCUGUUGUCCAAACAGUGCUUGUCAGGUUUGCAAAUGGUGUACUGCUGGGGAUGGCAAGUGCACUGGAAACUCUAUGUGGGCAAGCAUAUGGUGCCAAAAGAUAUGAAAUGCUUGGAGUGUAUCUUCAAAGAUCAUGGAUAAUCUUGUUCUUAACCUCAAUCUUGCUUCUUCCUAUUUACAUCUUCACAACCCCAAUUUUAGAGGCUUUAGGCCAAGACAAAAAAAUUGCUCAAGUUGCAAGAAGCAUUUCUCUAUGGGCAAUAGGUAUCAUCUUUGCUUUCUCUGUGUCAUUCACUUGCCAAACGUUCCUUCAAGCACAGAGCAAGAACAAGAUUAUUGCAUAUUUAGGAGCAGUUUCUAUUUCAAUUCAUGUGUUUCUGUCAUGGCUUCUAACUGUUAAGUUCAAGUUUGGGCUCAAUGGGGCAAUGACAUCAACAAUUUUAGCAUAUUGGAUACCAAAUUUUGGGCAGCUUGUGUUUAUCAUGACUCAGUGCCCUGACACAUGGAUGGGUUUCUCAUUUUUGGCCUUCAAAGAUCUCUGGCCUGUUAUCAAGCUUUCCUUGUACUCUGGAGCUAUGACAUGUGUUGAGAUCUGGUACAACUCAAUUUUAAUUAUUAUAACAGGGAACAUGAAAAAUGCAGAGGUUUCCAUUGAUGCUCUGGCCAUAUGCCUCAGUAUCCAUGGGUGGGAGAUGAUGAUAGCCCUGGGUUUCUUUGUUGCUGCUAGUGUCCGAGUUUCAAAUGAGCUUGGAAGAGGCGAUUCAAAAGCUGCAAAAUUUUCCAUUCUAAUAACAGUUCUCACAUCAUUUUCCAUUGGUUUGGUGUUAUUCUUUGUGUUUCUAUUUUUGAGGGAAAGACUUUCUUAUAUUUUCACUUCAGACCCAAAGGUAGCUGAAGCAGUUGGGGACUUAUCUCCUUUAUUGUCAAUAUCCAUGUUGUUGAACAGUGUUCAACCUGUUCUCUCUGGAGUUUCUGUUGGAGCUGGCUGGCAAAGUGUUGUAGCAUGUGUAAACAUAGGCUGUUAUUACUUCAUCGGUAUUCCUGUUGGACUGGUUCUUGGCAACCUUAUACAUUUGCAAGUAAAGGGUGUUUGGAUUGGAAUGUUGUUUGGAACAUUUGUUCAAACCGUAAUAGUAACUACAAUCACACUGAAAACUGAUUGGGAAAAUCAGGUAGUGAUAACUCGAAAUCGUGUUAACAAAUGGGCUGUCAUGGAGAAUAUAGAGCCAAAUAGCAGAUCAGACAUUUCAAGCUAAAGAGUACACCUUGCAUAUGAAUUAUUUGUAUAGUACAGGCUAGAAACAAUAUUAUUUCUAACUUGAUUUGGAUGAUAAUUUCUCCAAUCAUAUUUUAUUUUCAUAGACGAUAACUAGAUAUAAUAUUCGUACAAUUACUUGAGUUUAUUAAUUUUUUUUUUUUCUCCAUCGGAAAGCUAACAAAACAAGGAAACUAAACUAACAUCCCUAAGGAGAUGAACUUCCAACUCAAAGGAAGGAACCUCCAUAACCGCAAACUCUUGAUCCAAGGUACGAGCGAUGAUCCUUGCAAUAUGAUCUGCCACCUAGUUAC
This is a messenger RNA of Lotus japonicus, 1949 nucleotides long. Its product is annotated as protein DETOXIFICATION 21-like. NCBI's taxonomy places the organism in Eukaryota, Viridiplantae, Streptophyta, Magnoliopsida, Fabales, Fabaceae. The coding region runs from base 158 to 1636 and encodes 492 amino acids. Gene Ontology annotation, cellular component: membrane. The transcript is spliced from 8 exons. The record is from RefSeq and is a predicted model, not a curated record. Gene Ontology annotation, molecular function: antiporter activity; xenobiotic transmembrane transporter activity. Gene Ontology annotation, biological process: xenobiotic detoxification by transmembrane export across the plasma membrane.